AUGCCUACAUUAAAAGAAGAAUUAGAAGAAGUGAAAUUAAAAUAUAAUGCUCUGAGGGAAGAAUGGGGCUUACAGCAGGAACAUUUGGGUAGACUUCAAACUCAAAUAUCAGGUCUUCAUAAUCAACUACAGCAGCAAAGUGCAUUUUGUGCAUCAUUGGGUGCUAUUUUAGGUCAUUUACUUUGGAAGGCUUCAAGAUCACCUGAAAUUGUUGAAACCUUGACAGCCGGAAAUAAAAUAGGAGAUUUCUUUUUAAUUGUUGUUGGAACCCUCACAUCAUUUAUGGAUACUUAUAGGCAAGAGAUUCCUAAUCAAAACUCAGAUGAAAGCCAAUUUGUCAUGUCACUGGUAGGUAUUGUCACUAAUAUUGCAGCUACUUCAGAAGGAAGACUUUUCCUUAUUGUCGAUGAACAAGGAAAAAAUUUAGUUAGACAUUUUGUUAAAAUCUUACAAUUUAUACCAGUGCCUUCUGGAAAUUGUUUAAAAAGGCUUAUUUUUAUGACUUUGUACAAUAUAAGUAUUAACAGUGUUGGAGUAAUAUACCUGCAGGGACAAAACCAAUUACUAAUUGGUAUUGCUAAAACAUUGGUAGAUGACACUCAACCUCAAGAAUUACAUUUAAUGGCCCUUAGAUUACUGCAAUCGAUAACAUGGGAAAUAAAUUGCAAAGCUGUUUUGGAAAAUAUUGCAGAAACUGUGGGAAGGAAACUUUUAGACAAAUUUCUAAGAUCCACAAAUCAAGAAUUCAGCACAGCUUCAACCGCAAUAAUUACAAAUAUAGAAAGAAAUAAAAUGAAAAUUCAAAAUCUUCAAGAAUGCGGGGGUAAGUAUUCAGAAUGUGAUAACAGAAACUAA
This is a messenger RNA of Pediculus humanus corporis (human body louse), 855 nucleotides long. RefSeq names its product Heat shock factor 2-binding protein, putative. The record is from RefSeq and is a predicted model, not a curated record. Gene Ontology annotation, cellular component: cytosol. Lineage: Eukaryota; Metazoa; Arthropoda; Insecta; Psocodea; Pediculidae. The transcript is spliced from 4 exons. Bases 1 to 855 code for a protein of 284 amino acids.